CAGGACAGCCAUUGGAUGACCUGCUCUUAACUCAGUUCAUGAUCUGCAGCCUGGGUCGGCCGGUCUGAUAUCAAGUGACAGUUAAGGCUGGCUGCUAACUCGAACCCCCGAAACAUGGUGGCGACAGGUCAGGCUUUCAAAUAAUUUAAUAUGAAGCCUCACGGAAAACAUGGGAAUAAAGGAAAUAUUUGCGGAGGAAUUUAGUUCCACGAGUUUCCUUCUCGACUACAAAUAUCCGGGGCGGUUUGUGCGGUUUGAGUGUGGGUACCCGAAGUUGUACGCAGCCUGGCGGUUUAUAUGGAUGCUCUACAACAUAGCUGCAAUCAUAUCGAGUGGACUCCUUGAGAAGUAUUAUGCCAGCUCGCCAGACAACAGAUGGAAGUGGCUGAUUUUCCUCACGAACUGGACGUUCGUUGUCCUGACAGUUGGGUGCAUUGUGGACUUCUUCACAACAGUGUUCGUCCAGUGGGGAUAUCCGCAGCUGCUGGAAGAGAAAGAAGAGGAAUCGUUACCAUGGUACCUGAAGCUGGUGUGGGUGUUGUCUAACAUCUACAACGCUGUGUCUCUGAUGGUCACCGUGGGUUACUGGGGCUUCGGCACCUUCGACCCAACAAAAGGUUUGUCAGGACCGCGAGCUCUUCCCUUCCUCGGCCACGGGAUGAAUUCCAUCUACGUCAUCUGCAACAUCUGUGUUACGGCUAUGCCUGUACGUCUCUUCCACCUGUGGCAACCUUUAGUCUUCACCGUCAUAUACGGCACCUUCAACAUCAUCUACAUCGCUGCAGGCGCCACCGACGAUACAAACAAGCCCUACAUCUAUCCACCAAUAGACUGGCGGAAAAACCCCGUUCAGACGGAAGCUAUAGGUCUUGCUGUAGUGUUUGGCGUGAUCUUCGCGCAUAUGGUGAUAUUCUUCCUACAUCUAGCCCGUAGAGGCAUAGUGCACGUUUGGCGAUGCAGAUCGCCAGCAGAAGAGGAGGAAUCAACUGCAGCCAAAAUAAAGUCCUCCAGCGACGCAUACGGGAGCACUCACACAACCAAUAACUUGUAACAUGCAUUCGGGUAUAUAUGGCAUAUGGUUGAAUAAAGUGUUGAGUUUAA
Haliotis rubra (blacklip abalone) is the source of this 1101-nucleotide messenger RNA. RefSeq names its product protein rolling stone-like. The transcript has 5 exons. The record is from RefSeq and is a predicted model, not a curated record. Lineage: Eukaryota; Metazoa; Mollusca; Gastropoda; Lepetellida; Haliotidae. Gene Ontology annotation, cellular component: membrane. The coding region runs from base 170 to 1051 and encodes 293 amino acids.